This is a messenger RNA of Salvia splendens (bonfire salvia), 1010 nucleotides long. Its product is annotated as B3 domain-containing protein REM20. Lineage: Eukaryota; Viridiplantae; Streptophyta; Magnoliopsida; Lamiales; Lamiaceae. Bases 146 to 613 code for a protein of 155 amino acids. The transcript is spliced from 3 exons. Gene Ontology annotation, molecular function: DNA binding. The record is from RefSeq and is a predicted model, not a curated record.
CGGACGACGACUCCUAUGGAGAAUACCAUAGGCUUCCUUCCUUCAUCAAGGUGUUUUUCGGCUCUCGCAACAAAUAGGAAUUGGUCUACCUCCUCAAUGGGUUGCGGAACAUGGGGAUGACCUACCGUUCGACUGUCGGCUCGUAAUGCCAAAUGGAUCCCGUUGGCCAGUCCGUUUACUAAAAAUAGCCAGUGGAUGCCACUUUUGCGUUGGAUGGUCUGAAUUCUGGCAUGGGAAUAAUAUUUUCCAUGGUGAGAAACUAACCUUCACCCUCGUCGAUAUGGGGAUUUUCCAUGUAAAAAGAUACAAGUCGGGGACCGGUUGCCCACCACGCGGUGAUCUCGAAACGUUGACUGAGGAAGAAGAGGACGAUGAGGUCUACACCCCUGACAUUGAAUCGUCGGACGAUUAUGCCCCCUCCGACGUGGAGUCCGAGUCGGCGGACGACAGUGACUACGACGAUGAUAGGGGUGCGCUUGAUGACGACGAGUAUCCCACAUGGACGUUGAAGCUGACCAAGUCAAAUACCAAGCGAACAAUAGAAAUUCCACUGACUUUUGGCAACUCCACCUCCGUGCUGCCCGCAGCAGAAUAUCGUGCAUUUUCUGGUUGACGGGCAAACAUGGCGGCUCAUGCUCAAGCAUAGCGCGGGCAAGAUCUGGAUCAAGCAUGGUUGGCGCUGAUUCAAAGAUGCUAACGCGUUGUUCCCGGGUGUUUGUUGCCACUUUAAGCUCGUCGAUGCUCAAGAUAUCCAGUUCUAUGUAUGGUUUGAUCAGCCGUUAGAAGCUUGUGUGUUUUCAUUGUGUCGCGGCCAUGUUCUUAGUUUUUACGGUCUGUUAUGUUUGUGAACAAUGUGGUGUGCGAUUUUUCCAUUGUGUACUAAUGCCACCACUUAGGUAUUGUAUGUGCUUAUUUCCACUUUCAUGUUAACACUAGAAAGUUAAGUGCACUAUGAGAAACAUUUCAAAGUCUUGGAUGUUUGAUUCCAAGCACGGGCCGAUGGGAACACA